AUGGCGGGCGCGGGGCGGCUGGAAGAGCUGGAGCUCAGCGCCGAGGAGGCGGAGCGGCUCCACCGGGCCUUCCGCGACAAGCAGUUCCAGGCGCUCUUCGCCGACUACGCGGCGGAGCUGGCCGACCCGGAGCAACGUCGGCUGUACGAGGAAGAGGUGGCGGCCCUGGAGAGGGAACGCGGCGUGGAGGUGCGCUUCGUCCACCCCUCGGCGGGCUACGUGCUGCGCACCAGCCAGGCCGGCUCCCGCCGCUGCUACCUCAACAUCUGCAGCAACCCGCAGGUCGGCCCGCCGCAGGCCCGCGCCGAGCCCGGUGGCCACCGCUGGACCCUACCCUACAGCCUGGCGCCGGGCCGCGAAGAGUUGGGCCGCGGCGGCCACCGCCGCCUAGUCUACGACGUAGUUUUCCACCCGGCGGCCCUCCGCCUGGCCGCCCGCAACGCCCGCUUCCGCCGCCUGCUCAGCGACACGGCGCUGGAGGCCGUGGAGCGCCAUUGCGCCGUGCAGCUCGACCGCGCCAACGCCGCCGUCCUCCGCGGCACCAAGUACAAGGGCGUCCCGCAGGCGCCCGUCAUCCGCACCCCGCUGCCCGGCGCCGCUCCGCCGCCCGCCGACGGCGACUCACCGCUGCCGCCCUUCCCCUUCCCGCCCGCCGCCCCGCCGCCCGCCGCUCCCCCCGCCUCGUCGGCCCGGCCCCCCGGCCCCACCACGCCGCGCUGGAGCAUCCGCCACCGCUCCUACGUGGACCUGCAAGACUACCGGUGCUGCCGCGAUUCGGCGCCUAGCCCGGUGCCGCGGGAGCUGGUGGUGACGGUGGAGCUGCCGCUGCUGAGCUCCGCCGCCCAAGCCGCCCUGGAGAUCCGCGGCCGGGAGCUGCGCCUCGACUCGCAGCGUCCCGCCUACCGCCUGCGCCUCCGCCUCCCCUACGACGUGGACGAGAACCGCGGGCGGGCCGCCUUCAACAAGGCCCAGCGGCAGCUCUUGGUCACGCUGCCCGUGGUGCCGCGGCCCGGCCCGCAGGAACCACUAGGCCCGGGCGGGGAGCGGCUGGAGGAGGCCGAACCCGCUGCGGAGGGGCUCGGCGAGGCGCCGGAGGCUGAGGCGGGCGGCGGGGCCGCUCCUCCCCCGGGUCCCGAGGGCGGCGGCGGCGGGGAGCCCGCCGAGCCACCCGCGGGCAGCGACCCGCCGCCGCCCCGCUCCGGCGCCGCUUCCCCCGCUCCGAGCGCCAGCCCCGAGCCGGCCGCGCUCUGCGGCCUCGGCGAGGGUCUCCCUCCGUGCCCUCUCGAGAGCCCGGUCCCGCCGGCGGCAGAGAGCAGCCCCGGUGAGAUGGCUCUUUCCCGGGGCUCUGGCAGCCCCGAGGCCGCCGUGUGCCCUCCCUUCCACUGCCGGCAGGAUGAGGCCUCCCUCACCCUGCUCCUGCAUGUGCCCGGCAUCCAGCCCCAGAGCCUCAGCGGGGAUGUGGGCACGAACCACUACAGCCUCCGCUUCUCCAGUGACACUGGUGCCUAUGCCCUCUUCUUACAGUUUCCUCCUGCAAACAGGCUGGUGUCCCCUGAGACCAGCAUUAGCGUGUCUGCCCACAACGCUGCCGUCGGGCUUGCCAAGGCCCCUGGCAGCACCGGGCCCUGGGAGAAGUUCUGCUUCGGCCUUGACGCCUCAGCUCUGCAGGAAAGAUUGUUUGUCAGUGAAGAAAAUGUCGUUGGAUUUCUAGGCACUGUUUUACGCCCUCCCUUUUGCUCCCAAUCAGCACUGGAAAGUCAGCCAUUAAUUGAAGUGCUUGAUGUUACUGAGGACAGAAUUCAAAUCCAGUUGAAGCCACAGGAAGCAGUCCAUUUUGAACAUGAUGGAAAAGAAGAAACGCUUAGCAGCUCAGGAGGAGAUCUCACUGAAAAGACAAAUGGCAACUACCCCCAAACAAAUGCAGAAACAAACUGUACUGCAGCUGACACAGCCGAAGGAGAACGUGCUGCAAAAACCAACAAAACUUCCACGUCUUUUGCAACAGCUGAAACAAUAGGAAAAGUAGGUUGUAGUUCACACCAUUGUUCGCAGCAUGAACCUUCUGACACCAAUUCAGCGAUUCCUGGCGUAUCUAGGAGAAAAGAACCAGAUUUAGAAAGUGCCGUCACAGUAAGUGAAACGGCCGUGGCCACAGACUCUGGAAAACAAGUAAGCCUUCUGUUGGAGGGGCAGGCGAAAGCGGAAGGGGAUGAAGCUGCUGCGCCCGCAGGGUCAGCACAAGGGAACCAGCGCAGCCCGGACAGCAGGCCAGCCUCCCCGCUCCUGCAAGAAGUCAACACGCAGGAUGGGAGCGUGCAGAUCAUUAGGGAUCACGUAACACACUGCCCGGUCGUCUUUCAGAAUUCUUUGCUGUAUGAAUUGGACUAGUUUAAUUAUUUUAGGAUUUCCUUCUGUUGUUUGAUGCUUACCACGACUUCCACAUGCUGGUUUAUGACUUCAGGGCUAAGAGUAGAACACAGGUUCCUACUGAAACUGUUUUGUUUACAUGUCAAGACAGAAUACUUACAUUGUUAAUAAUUUUUGAAGUUAAUAGGUCUGAGUUUUCUAAUCAUAUGUAUGGGCUGAAAUAGUUUUACGUACAAGAAAGAUGCAGUUGAAGGUAAAUCUGAGCUCCUGGAGGAAAAUUGUUUACAUAACUUAGUCUCUUGCUACAUUACAGGGAGUAUUUGUAUAUAUCCUCCUUCUAAUGGCUCCUUCAGGAAUUGCUGUGUUUAGUCCACCUAGAAAUGAGCAGUAUUCAUCAUUUUUCAAACCUUUCAUUUUGUGACAACUGCAGGAUUAGACUUAGAGUGAUUUUCAGCAAUCAAAUGAAAUUUCUAAUUACAUGGGGAAGUUCUAAUUAGUCUCCUAGAAAUAAUCAACAUUUAUACCGUGUAUUCCAUCCUAGUACAUUACUUCGGAUCUGCAGCAUCCAGACAUACCCCAGUCUGUCAACCGAACAAAUUCAAUUGCACAAUAAAAACAUCCUCUCUUGUUGCAUGUCUGCUACUAAGUAUUUACAAUUUGUAAAAUGGAUUCACUUUAUCCAGAUUAGAUCUACUUUUCAAAAACAGUUCCCCAUGAGCUUCAGCAGGCUCUUUGCUGGUUCAUGUAUCUGAAGUGCGAUAACUCAAAGAACAGAUCUAAUAAUAAACUUUCAGUUCCCUUU
Harpia harpyja (harpy eagle) is the source of this 3169-nucleotide messenger RNA. RefSeq names its product dynein axonemal assembly factor 2 (gene DNAAF2). NCBI's taxonomy places the organism in Eukaryota, Metazoa, Chordata, Aves, Accipitriformes, Accipitridae. The record is from RefSeq and is a predicted model, not a curated record. Bases 1 to 2388 code for a protein of 795 amino acids. Gene Ontology annotation, cellular component: cytoplasm. The transcript is spliced from 3 exons. Gene Ontology annotation, biological process: axonemal dynein complex assembly.